This is a messenger RNA of Juglans regia (Persian walnut), 1241 nucleotides long. RefSeq lists its product as uncharacterized. The coding region runs from base 326 to 1009 and encodes 227 amino acids. Lineage: Eukaryota; Viridiplantae; Streptophyta; Magnoliopsida; Fagales; Juglandaceae. Gene Ontology annotation, molecular function: protein binding. The record is from RefSeq and is a predicted model, not a curated record. The transcript has 2 exons.
CAGGAAGAGAUUGGGAAUUUGACCAAUCGAGAGAGGGGUAGGCCUCGCUUGAUCUCAUUCAAAGUUGGUUAGGAUUUCACAUCCUAGAAUUUAAGAGCAGGCUUGGAGCUGCAUGCCCAAGUAAUUGACGAAGAGCCAACUGGGAGGCACGUCAUGCAUAGGUAGGCGGCCAAACCCUUCCAUCCAUUUAUCUCUCUUCCAGUUUAUACUUCAACUCAGCCUAUAUAACCAGCAAAAUAUUCUCAUCGUUCCAUCAGUACUACUACUCUCUCAUGUGAACGAGAGAGAGAGAGAGAGAGAGAGAGAGAGAGAGCGCUUUGGAUUAAUGAAGCUAGCUAUGGUUUCCUUGCAACCAGCCCUUUCUCCUAACAGAAUCCAAGAAUUUGAGAACUUAUCGAAGAAGAGAAAGUUGGAAGGUUCCCAAGAAGAACAAUUUUUCGAGAAACGAUCAAAACGGGAAAGCACGAAUUCCAUACUUGAUAUCGAGCUACAGUACCUCGAGACUCCAUUACCUCUAGAGUGGCAACGGUGCCUAGAUAUCCAGUCAGGUCAGAUACACUUUUACAACACGAGGACCCAUAAGAGGACGUCUAGGGAUCCUAGGAGAAGCCCUGAGCCAGAGCCAGCCAGUCCGGACGAGCAUAUGAGCUUAGAGCUCCAGUUGAGUAUUCUACCCUGCGAGUCGCUCAGAAAGAGCCAUGCGGACGACGACAAUUUGAUCAACAGGCCCGCACUUGGUUCGAGUACUACUGAUCAUCAUCAGUUCAUGGAAUCCAAAGCACAAGUAGAGAUCAAAGGCUUGGGAGGCUCCGCGCGUAGUACUCCGUCGUGGUUGGCAUUCGAUAUUGGGGAUGAUCAGCACGAGAUGGUAGCAACUGUCUGCACGCGAUGCCACAUGUUAGUCAUGCUGUGCAAGUCCUCUCCUUCUUGUCCUAACUGCAAAUUCCUUCACCCACCAGACCAGGGCACUCCAAACCUAUUCAAGAGAAGGUGUACCCUCUUUUGCUAGUACUAAACAAACUAAGCAUAGUUUAAUUUGGCUUCAUAAGGAUUGGUCCGUAUCUGCACCAAAGCACGUAUGUUAGGCCUUCAAAUCCAUCUUUAAAAGAAAAGUAUCUUGCUAGAGAGGCACCUGAUCUAUUGGAAAAGAAAUGACUGCUCUGAGAGAAGAUCAGAGAUCAGAGAGAGUUUAACUAAUUAAUAUGUAAACAGUGUAAAUAUACAAGUGCUAGCUUUCUCUU